Molecule: messenger RNA, 1485 nt
Organism: Sclerotinia sclerotiorum 1980 UF-70
Lineage: Eukaryota; Fungi; Ascomycota; Leotiomycetes; Helotiales; Sclerotiniaceae
Exons: 1
Coding region: 1-1485 (494 amino acids)
Biological process (GO): polysaccharide biosynthetic process
Cellular component (GO): membrane
Molecular function (GO): acyltransferase activity, transferring groups other than amino-acyl groups
Source: RefSeq, a predicted model, not a curated record
AUGCCUAGCGAAUAUCAGGGCAUUCUUGAUGUUGGGUUCAUGGAUGAAAUUAAGACAGACCAGCCAUUAUUGUCUCCAACCGCUACCAAAGCACCUGCGAAAUACUGGAAACCGAAAAAGCUAUGCCCGGAUUUUAUAAAGCCUUCAUUUCUAAGCAGGAGCAAAGCACCUGCAAGACCGCUCCAUGCAACUGCGUGGCUUGACGGGUUGAGGGGUUAUGCAGCAUUCUUGGUGUAUAUUCUACAUCAUGAACUAUGGGCCCACACCUUAGUAUAUGGCAAUUGGAUCAUGGAGAUGGGUUUUGGCUAUGAGGAAAAAUACUUUUUGGUUCAAUUACCUUUGCUGCGGACAUUCUUCACCGGUGGUCAUCUCGCUGUAACCACGUUUUUUGUUAUUUCAGGAUAUGUUCUCUCUAGGAAACCAUUGAUGCUCAUUCAAUCAGGAGAUUUGGCAAAGUUUGGAGAUAAUCUUGCAUCGGCAUUAUUCAGACGUUGGAUACGGUUAUGGCUCCCAGUGAUCGCCACGACGCUCAUAUAUCUCACCAUAUGGCAUAUGUUCAAUAUCUAUCCUGUACCAAGAUCAGAGCAUGAAGAGAAGUGGACCAGCGAGGUAUGGAAAUGGUAUCUGGAGUUCAAGAACUUCAGUUAUAUUUUCCGAACUGGAGGAGAUCCUUGGUUUACCUAUAAUGUUCACGUGUGGUCAAUACCCGUUGAGAUCAAAGGUUCUAUUACCAUUUACACGGCACUUAUGGCAUUCUCGAGAUGCUCACGGAAUGCCAGGCUUUACCUCGAGCUCGGGUUGAUAUACUACUUCAUGUACAUUGCGGAUGGUGCUCACAAUGCAAUGUUUGUGGCUGGUAUGCUUCUUUGCGAUUUGGAUUUACUCGCCGAAAAUGAUGACUUGCCCCAUUUCUUCUCCAAGUUUGAUUCCUGGAAAGAACUCAUCUUUUUCAACCUCUUUAUGGCCGCCAUGUAUCUUGGAGGUGUACCAACUUAUGAUUCGGAUCUGAAGGUAUUGCGAAACUCUCCCGGAUGGCAUUAUUUAUCGUAUUUGAAGCCGCAAGCCGUAUUCGAUUACAAAUGGUUCUAUCUCUUCUUCGCCGCAACCUUUCUCGUGGCAUCUAUUCCUCGAAUUCCAUGGCUGAAGAGCUUCUUCGAAUGUCGAUUCUGUCAGUAUAUGGGUCAUGUGUCUUUUGCCUUCUAUCUUGUGCAUGGACCUGUCAUGGUACUGCUGGGCGAUAGAUUGUAUUCAGCGGUCGGCUGGUCAAAAGAAAUGUCUGAGGAGAUGGGGCCCUGGAGAAACAUCCUUCCAAUAUCGAAAGCUGGGCCGUUUGGCAUGGAACUUAGCUUCUUUGUCCCGCAUUUGAUUAUUUUGCCCGUUACUCUUUGGGCUGCGGAGAUAGUUACAAAAUUGGUCGAUGAACCUACUGUUAGGUUUGCACAGUGGCUAUACAAAAAAACUCUCGCGCCAUCGCCUCGUUUGUAA